Messenger RNA from Heteronotia binoei (common prickly gecko), 1621 nucleotides. It is a transcript of the gene HMOX1, whose product is annotated as heme oxygenase 1. Gene Ontology annotation, biological process: heme oxidation; heme catabolic process; response to oxidative stress. The record is from RefSeq and is a predicted model, not a curated record. Bases 175 to 1044 code for a protein of 289 amino acids. The transcript has 5 exons. Gene Ontology annotation, molecular function: heme binding; heme oxygenase (decyclizing) activity. Lineage: Eukaryota; Metazoa; Chordata; Lepidosauria; Squamata; Gekkonidae.
AAGAUCAGCUGGCUUCUGGGUUGGGCACGUGAUCCCUGGAUAAAAGUAUAAAGGGAAAGAUGCGGCAGAAGGGCUGCCUAACUCAGAAGUUGCUCAGAUCCCGGAGAGACGGGAACACACAAGGGGAGAAAAAAGAAGGGAUUACCCAGAAGCUGGAGGACCGAAAACAGAACCAUGGCACAGAGAACAACUCAAGAUCUGUCGGAAGCCCUAAAGGAAGACACCAAAGAGCUGCACGAACAGGCAGAGAAUACGCAGUUUAUGAAGAGUUUCCAGAAAGGAGAGGUGCUGCUUCGGGAAUUUAAGCUAUAUUUAGCUUCCCUGUACUAUAUCUAUUCAGCUCUGGAAGAGGAAAGCGAGAGGAAUAAGGACAAUCCAGUCUAUGCCCCUGUUUAUUUCCCAGUGGAGUUGAAUCGCUGUGCCGCUUUGGAGAAAGACUUGGAGUAUUUCUAUGGCCCCACAUGGAGACAGGAGAUCCAAUGUCAUGAGGCAACUCAGAAUUACGUGGACAGGCUCCAUCAUGUAGGCCAGUAUGAACCUGAGCUUCUGGUUGCUCAUGCUUACACCCGCUACCUGGGAGAUCUCUCUGGAGGCCAGAUACUGAAGAAGAUUGCACAGAAGUCUCUUCAUCUGCCCCAAACUGGAGAAGGUCUGGCUUUCUUCAGCUUCCCUGCAGUCACCAACAUCAGCAAGUUCAAGCAACUCUAUCGAGCUCGGAUGAACACUCUUCCUAUGGACGCAGCUACUGAGAAGAGAAUCAUUGAAGAGGCCAAGAAAGCUUUCCUGCUGAAUAUAGACGUGUUUGCAGAACUGCAAAGGCUGAUUAGUCAAGGAAAACCAUCAGCAAAUGGCAGUGGCGUACAACCAAUACUGGAGCUUCACACAAGAGGAAUCAACAGAUCACACAGUCCAGCUCCUGCCAUGGAAAAUGAACGGUCACAGAUGCAGCAUAAGGAUAUGCUGCCCAGCACACCACUCCUGCGCUGGGUUCUUGCUCUUUUCUUCUUAGGAGCAACCGUGGCCGUCGGCUUCUACACGAUGUGAACAGGAAGGACUUUAAGUGGUUUUUCACCAGCAUCUGCCUUUUCCAAAACUAACAGAUCUUUCUUUUGUAAAGGAAAGCCCUGAUUAGAUUUCUGAGCCGAGGAUGGUCAGAGCAAGACUGUUCCGCUGUUACUAACAAUAUAGACUAUUUCAUAACCGGUUUUCAGACUCUUGUGUUGGAAACAUUUCUCUUAAUCAUCUUGAAAUGCCAUGAUCUGGCAUGCCUUAAGACGAGAAAAUGCAAAGAUAAAAGACUGGUAACUUGCAUGUUGCCAGCAGAGAGAGAGAGAGAGCUGGUCCUUUAUUCAAUGGUUUCUUUUGUACCAAAUCUAAUGCCAGUUGCUUGUUUCUCUUGGUGCUGAGAAUCAAUACAUUGUUUCAACUAGUUCAAAUGUAUGUUUCUGUUUUUGAAGCACAUUUGUUUCCAGUUUUGAUUCAGCAAUCAGCUCUGGAAAAGAAACGAAGACAGCAUCUUGAUAGUCCUGCUAAGAUCUUGCAUUUGUGAUUUGUCUUUAUAAUUUAUACACACAACUAUUAAAGCUGUGUAUUACAACCAUUAAAUGUUCACAGGAGUUGA